Messenger RNA from Fibroporia radiculosa, 444 nucleotides. RefSeq lists its product as uncharacterized. The record is from RefSeq and is a predicted model, not a curated record. Lineage: Eukaryota; Fungi; Basidiomycota; Agaricomycetes; Polyporales; Fibroporiaceae. Bases 1 to 444 code for a protein of 147 amino acids. The transcript is spliced from 4 exons.
AUGAGUAAAGUCCUCGCAACUGGAACCUACCAGAUCCGCAACGGCAACACGGGUCAGUGGAUCAACCUACCCGCUGGCGGAGGCACUGGCACCGUCGUGCUCCUCUCCAACGGUCUUGGGGGUGCGAACGACGCGUGGAAUUUCGCCCCGAGCGCGGAGAAGGGCUGGAUUAUCCAGUCCUACGACUCGGGCGACUUCCUCUCCGUCAAUAGCAGCAACCAAGUUGUGACGAGCUCCACGCCCUACUACUGGAACGUUUUCAAGCCGACGAACGCGAUCGCCAACUCCGUGCCGUAUUCUUACUUCCUUCAGAGUGCGUCUACGCAAUAUGUGCUGGGCACUAUCACUCAGGAUAUUAAUGUCCCCGUCCAAUAUGAGGCCGAAAGUGACAACGACAACAGACAGUUCUGGCAGUUAAUUACGACAAGCGUUUUUGAUGCUUAA